CGUCUUAGAUACUAUAAAAAGUCAAAUAGGGUAAAAACAUAUGUGUUAAAAGAGAGUUAGAAAGAUAAGUGCAAUUAGAUGGAUCUUAAUUCUUGUGCUAUUUUUUCUAAGACGGUAACCAACUUAAUCAUCCACACGUCAUAAAUAAACAAUCGAACAGAGAUAGAACAAUAUUUUAAAAACCGAACAAAGUAUAUAAUCAUAAACCAUUAAUUGAUUAUAAAUAAAAAAAAAUACUAAAAAAAGGCAGCUAUCAGCCUAUCACCUUUAGACCCUCGUUUGAAAAAACGUUUACACCCCCACAUCAUCAAAUUUUCUCCCAUUCAUUCUUAUGUUUACGCUACAACUUCUUCCUCCAAAAUUCCACCCUUUCAACCCAAAAAAACAACACAACUUAAAAUUAAAUUAAACCCACUGAACCCAUACUAGAUCCGCCACUGUACUCGAAAACCCAGAAAUGGUUAAACCAUUCAAACUAAACAUUUUCUUUCUCAUAAAUUUCUUCAUCUUACUAUUAUACUCAUCAUUUUUUCAAUCAAUUUUAGCAGAAACAGAGUUAACAGCUUUAAUGGAUAUUAAAUCAUCUUUAGACCCAGAUAAUAAAAUCUUAAAAACAUGGUUAAAUGAUGGUGACCCAUGUACUGGUUCAUUCGUCGGAGUUGCUUGUAAUGAUCACCGGAAAAUUGCUAAUAUUUCAUUACAAGGAAGAGGACUCACCGGAAAAUUGUCGCCGGCGAUCGGAGAGUUGAAGAGUUUGUCUGGGCUUUAUUUGCAUUACAACUCUAUUUCCGGCGAGAUUCCGGCGGAAGUUGGUGAACUAACUGAGCUCACUGAUCUUUACCUAAAUGUUAAUAAUUUUACGGGGAUUAUUCCUCCUGAGAUUAGUCACAUGACUAAUCUUCAAGUGCUAGACCUAUGCUGUAAUCGCUUGACUGGCAACAUUCCGGCACAACUAGACUCCUUGAGUAAGCUUGGUUCCCUCUCUUUACAGUAUAACCAAUUAGAUGGUUCAAUUCCUCCAAGCUUGGGCAGCUUGCAUGUGUUAAAGAGGCUCGACUUAAGCUAUAAUUUCCUUUCUGGACCCAUUCCUGCAACCAUAGCCAACAUCCAACAGCUUCAUAUUCUGGAUGUCCGGAACAAUUCUCUCUCAGGAGCUAUUCCGGCCUCAUUAAAGAGAUUGGAUACAGGAUUUCUAUAUGGAAACAAUACAAAGUUAUGUGGAGCAGGAUUCCUUUCCUUGAGAGCUUGCACUGCCUUGGACAAUUCAAAUGUAGAUUUCAACUCACCUCGGCCAUUUGAUUUAAUCUUCAAAAACCACACAACACCGAAGCAUGAUGAACCCAAGAAUGCAAGUUUCCAAACCAAAUGUAGCUCUACUAAUUGCUCAAAAUCAACAAAAUUCCCUCAAAUUGUCAUUGUUGUUGGGGUUAUUACAGCCUCAGUAACAAUUGCAGUAGCAGGAUUUUUGACAUUUUUUAGAUAUAGACGGCAGAAACAGAAGAUUGGCACCAUGGUAGAAGCCUCUGAGAGUAGGUUCAGCACUGACCAUGCUAUUGAUCUGCAGAGCAAGAGCGCCUCACCGCUGGUCAGUCUAGCAUACUCCACAGGUUGGGAUCCACUGGCAGAUGGUUUAAAUAGUGGAGACCUCUCCCAAGAGGCUCUUCAGAGCUUCAGGUUCAACUUGGAGGAGGUGGAAUCUGCAACACAGUACUUUUCAGAAGCAAAUAUGUUGGGAAGAGGGAACUUCUCAACUGUUUACAAAGGAGUUUUGAGAGAUGGAUCUGUUGUAGCUGUUAAAAGUAUUAGUGUUAAUAGCUGCCAGUCUGAAGAGGCGGAGUUUGUGAAGGGGUUGAACUUGCUAGUUUCACUCAGACAUGAAAAUCUUGUCAGCUUGAGAGGGUUCUGUUGCUCUAGAGGUCGGGGGGAGUGUUUUUUCAUCUAUGAUUUUGCUCCCAAGGGAAACCUUCUAAAGUAUCUUGAUGUAAACGAGGGAAGUGAUCUUGUUCUUGAAUGGUCGAUUAGGGUUAACAUCAUCAAUGGCAUUGCCAAAGGUCUAUGUUAUUUGCAUGAAAAGAACGAUAAUAAACCUUCAGUGGUUCACCAAAAUAUGUCAGCAGAAAAAAUAGUGAUAGACAACCAAUAUAAUCCAUUGAUCUUGGAUUCCGGGUUACGUAAGAUACUAGCUGAUGACACAAUCUUCUCAGCACUCAAAGUAAGUGCAGCCAUGGGAUACCUAGCCCCGGAGUACAUAACCACAGGUCGAUUCACUGAGAAGAGUGAUGUAUAUGCAUUUGGAGUGUUGGUCCUACAUAUUCUAUCCGGGAAGCAACAGCUAACAAAUGCAAUGAGAUCAGCUGCUGAAUCUUCCAAAUUGGAGGAUUUUGUCGACCAAAACCUCAACGGGAAAUUCUCUGUGACUGAAGCCUCAAAGUUAGUGAGACUCGCGUUGAAUUGCACACAUGAGCUUCCAGAUGAAAGACCAUACAUGGAGGCUGUAAUCCAAGAGCUAAACAAACGCAAUAGUGGUUCUUGAAGGGGCUUAAGUGCAGCUUACAGCUGAUGAUAGGCAUCAAUGGUUUCCUUUGGCCUUGGAGGCUUCCUUUUGAACCACUCGAUGAGAAUCUAAUGAGUGAUUUUAGUUAAGUUUUUGACACUUUUUUUCAGGAGGUCAUAACCUAAUGUUGAGAGUGUAAAGAUUUGUAAAUUAGGCUAUUAAAAUAUAGAGCAUCAAAAUGAUUUUUGCCUUGA
Messenger RNA from Chenopodium quinoa (quinoa), 2748 nucleotides. Its product is annotated as probable LRR receptor-like serine/threonine-protein kinase At1g34110. The coding region runs from base 458 to 2533 and encodes 691 amino acids. The transcript is spliced from 4 exons. The record is from RefSeq and is a predicted model, not a curated record. Gene Ontology annotation, biological process: protein phosphorylation. Lineage: Eukaryota; Viridiplantae; Streptophyta; Magnoliopsida; Caryophyllales; Amaranthaceae. Gene Ontology annotation, molecular function: protein kinase activity; ATP binding; receptor serine/threonine kinase binding.